GCUAUGGUAUCAGGGCAUCUACUACACAACUGUUUGUCUGAUCACUGAUGAUUACUACAAAGUAACUAAGCCAUGUAAAAACACACCGUUUACCCUGGCAGAGGGACAAACAGCUUGCUGUUGAGGCAUACUCUGUGGCUAAUUUCCACAUAGGAUUGACCGUGAUGGAGUGAUAAAGGUUGCAGAUUAUGGACUAACUGAGGACAUGUAUGGCACCAACCACUUCCGUCGGGAGAGGGGAGAGGGUGGGAGUGAGGAGAAGGUGCCCAUCAGGUGGAUGGCUCCUGAGAGCAUUGAGGAAGACAUCUACACUGAGGCCACUGAUGUGUGGUCAUUUAGAGUGACGGUGUGGGAGAUCUUCACUUGUGGGAGGAUCCCAUACACUGGUAUUCCAGCCAUGGGUCUCCUGAAGGAACUGCAGAGAGGACAGAGACUGAAGAUACCUUACAAUGAGGCCUGUCUGGAUGAAGUAUAUGAGAUCAUGAUGAGUUGCUGGUCACUGGACUCCAAUGCUCAUCCGCUGUUCAAGGAUUUGGUGGGCAGGUUCAGUGAUCUUCUUGAGAGGGAAUCAGACUACCUGGAGUUGUCUCAGUCUCUCUGCUGGAAGGGGGCUGUCUCUCACACCCCUCCACCCUCUUCUCCACCUACUGAACAAGACACUACAAUAACUGAGGAAGAACCAAUCUGAGAGUAAAUAGAUAAACACAAACUGCAUGAAGCCAGCUGCUUUGUGUAAGCAUACUUAUUAAAGUGCUUUUCAGGUCAUAGUAUCUGAAUGUUACAAUAUCUGAUUGAAUUUCAUAAUGUUCUUGAAUAU
Molecule: messenger RNA, 817 nt
Organism: Geodia barretti
Lineage: Eukaryota; Metazoa; Porifera; Demospongiae; Tetractinellida; Geodiidae
Source: the annotation of a GenBank genome assembly